GAGCUUCGUUUUAGUUCGAGUCGACACGGUGAAAUCACUGAUCUCUGGGUGAGAUGGAAGAGUGGAGACUGAGCUCGAUCGGUACUCUCAGUGAAGAAGUCCUGAACAAGUUGGCUAAAAUGUUGGACAACGCCAGCUGCGGAUGGAGACAGCUGGCCAAGGCCGUGGCCGAGGAGCCUCGUUUCUGUUACAGUGAGAGCGAGCUGACCAGCUGCUCUCUGCAGGCACUGAGCCCCACGGGAAGCUCAGCACUCUCUCUUCUCGCUCUGCUGGUGGAUCGUUCCUGUUCCUUGGAUUUCCUGCUCAGCUGCUUGAAAAAGAUAGACCACCAGGAAGCGUCUGUGUAUCUCACCGCCGCAGUGAAAGAGCUGAUUUGGAUCACUGUGCACCCACAAUCCCAGCAGGCCUCAGCAGGGAGCAGGGUGGUGCUGACCUGUAAAGCUGCUGGAUUCCACAGACUGAGCUACCAGUGGUUCAAAGGCAACAAGGAGAUUUUGGAUGAGACUGGGUGUACUCCUGAGCUGGCUCUUUGUCCUUUGGCCUCAGUCCACCAGGGUUACUAUAUCUGUCGGGUCAGCCAUGGAGAAAACUGUGUCUUCUCCCAGUGGGCUCAUGUUAGAUUGGUCCAUUCUGCAGAUUCAGGCUACAGCAACAACCUGUUUCCAGGGUCAGCGAGUGGGCUGCGUGUCAUCCAACAGCCUUGGCCCAAGACAUUGUCUGAUGGUGACACUCUGGUGCUGGAGUGCCGUGCAGAGGCCAACCCUCCUGCCCAGUACCAGUGGUACCACAAUAUGGAGCCCCUGUCACAACACAAAACACCGUCACUCAGAAUACCAUGCGUGACCACAGCCCACAGAGGGCAAUACAGGUGUAAGAUGUUUAAUUUGUACCAUGAGGAAUGGAGUAAGCCUGCUACAGUCACCAUUGGGCCCACUUCUCUUGCUGAUAUCUCCUGGGUAGAAAUUGACCGAGGUCAAGAUUCUCAGCCAAUGCACAGGUCAGCAAGUGGGUCAGUAAUGCAGACUCCAGACCAGAGUGCAGAGCCGCUCGGUUUUAGUAAAGACCUCUAUGCCACAGACAAAGUAGCUCUCCUGAUUGGCAACAUGAACUACGUCCACCACACUGAGCUGUGUGCUCCCAUGUCUGAUGUCCACGAGCUCACCAACCUCCUCAGACAGAUGGAUUUCAAAGUAGUUUCUCUGCUUGACCUCAACUGGCAGGAGAUGCACAGUGCUGUGACCGAGUUUCUGCUGCUGCUUGACAAAGGAGUCUACGGCUUGCUGUACUUUGCGGGUCAUGGUUAUGAGAACUAUGGCAACAGUUUCAUGGUUCCCAUCGAUGCUCCGGCCUCCUACACGUCAGACCACUGUUUGUGUGUCCAGAACAUCCUCACGAGGAUGCAGGAGAAAGAGACCGGACUAAAUGUCUUCCUGCUGGACAUGUGUCGGAAACGAAACCCAAACGAUGAUGCCGUUAUUCAAACAGGACUGCUGAAGGUGACGGCAAACAUCGUGUUUGGUUAUGCCACUUGUGUAGAUGCAGAGGCAUAUGAAGUGAAGAAGGAAGACGUGUCCAAUGGCAUCUUCAUAAACUUCCUCAAACAACAUGUUUGUGAAGAUGAGAAGGUGACAGUCAUGUUAGACAGAGUGGCUGAAGACAUGGGUCGCUGUGUGCUCACAAGAGGGAGACAGGCACUGGAAUUACGCAGUAAUCUGUCUGAAAGACGUUCUCUCACUGACCCGAUACGGAACUCUGACUGUCCUGCAGCCUCUUCAGCCCGAAACCUGCAGUGGGCUGUUGCUCAUGUAUUGCCUGAGAGCUGUGUCCUGCAGUUUGAAUGUGGAGUGUCGGUUCAGCUUGGGUUUGCAGCAGAGUUCUCCAACGUCAUGGUCAUCUAUACUCGAAUACUAGAACAACCCAGUGAAAUUGUGUCCUGUUCCGCUCAGCUUACAGACUUUAAUGUGGACGUGGACAUUGAUCUGAAGCAGUCGAAUCAAGAAAGCCUGCUCGAAGCUGGGAGUUUGUUGUUGAUUGAGGAAAGUCUUCCUUCACCAGAUGUUCCCAGUCUCUACACUCGCAUCCAAAGCCUGCAGAGACUCAGGAGCGAGCUCACGUUCACGGUUUGUCUUCAUUACCGUUAUUACAACAUGGAGGAGGAAGUACAGGAAAGGCACCCUGUGACAGUUGGGAAGCCACUGGUCUCCAAACUCAACCUCCAUGAACCACGACUACCUCUCUCCGCCUCAUUGGUUAGCCUGGACAAUUUCAGCGUUACAAAGUUCUCUCCUCCUACCUUUGCCUCUGGUAGUUCAUCGACACAGUCAUGUGAUGCAGAAACGGGCAGAAAAUCUGCCACCACUGAUUGUCCGACUAUAUCCAAGAGUGCCAAUAUGCCAGAGGAGACAGACUGUCCGGAAUUAUAUGAUUGUGAUAUGCCUCAACCUCUUGUCGCCAGCAAAAGCUUGUCCGGCCAGUUUAGCGACAUGUGCCGUUUUUAAUCCUUGAACGUUUGUAGAAAAUGAUGAUGGAACAAUUGCAUAAUGAGAGUUUGAUGAAGAACUUUUUUUUUUACAAGGGUUGAGAUGAUGCAUGAAAUCAUUAGUCGACUAGUCGGUUAGGUCAAAUCUAAAUGGUGAAAUGACAGCAAAUUAAAAAAAAAAAAAAAACAACUAUAAAACU
Molecule: messenger RNA, 2679 nt
Organism: Thalassophryne amazonica
Lineage: Eukaryota; Metazoa; Chordata; Actinopteri; Batrachoidiformes; Batrachoididae
Gene: malt2
Product: MALT paracaspase 2
Exons: 16
Coding region: 54-2498 (814 amino acids)
Biological process (GO): proteolysis
Molecular function (GO): cysteine-type endopeptidase activity
Source: RefSeq, a predicted model, not a curated record